ACGACUGAACACCCACGAGAAGCACAAGACGAGGUAAAUCCAACUGCGACAGAAAAGAGACAAUGGAGAUCGAGAGAUGAGCCUGACAAUGAUGUUCAGUUCAGAGGACAGCAGAGCUUCAACUUUGUUCCUAAGACUACAGUAGAGAGUUUUUGCCAAUAUUUCGAUGACGAACUGUUGGAAAAAAUAAGAUAUCAAUCCAUUCUAUACAGCACUCAGAAAGGAAAAUCUGUGAACAUCACCAAAGAAGAACUGCUUACUUUUUUUGGAAUCACAAUAAUAAUGAGUUACAACAAACUUCCUUCUCUCCACCAUUAUUGGACAAACAGUGAUGACAUCGGAGUGAAUGCUAUCAAACAAGCAAUGUCCAGAGACAGGUUUGAAUGCAUUUUAUCUAAUCUCCAUUUGAAUGAUAACAGUCAGAUGAACUCUCACAAAAAAGACAAACUUUUCAAAGUUAGACCUUUAGUUGAUCAUCUUAACAAUAAAUUCAUUUUGCGAAAUCACAAAGAACACCUCGCUAUAGAUGAAUCAAUGAUCCGCUUCAAAGGACGAUCAUCACCGAAACAAUACAACCUGAUGAAGCCUAUAAAAAGGGGCUAUAAAAUCUGGUGCCUGGCUGAUGUGUAUGGUUACAUCUACAAAUUUGACAUCUACACUGGGAAGAAUGAAGGAAUGUCAGCUGCUAAGAAAGAAUUUGGUCUGGGUGGAUCAGUUGUAAAGGAUCUCUCAUCUCAUCUCGAAGGUAAAAAGCACAAAAUUUUUUCUGAUAAUUAUUUUGCUUCUAUUCCUCUAAUGGAAUACUUAAAAAGCAAGGAAAUUUGUGCAUGUGCAACUAUUCGCUCUUCCAGGAAAGACUUUCCUUCACUGAAGGCAGACAAGGAAUUGAAAAGAGGUGACUAUGAUUACAAAGCAAAUGCAGGUGUAACUGUCUACAAAUGGCAUGAUUCAAAACCUGUUUACCUGAUAUCAAACUACCACAGAAGUGCUUCAUCAACUGUAAAACGCAAGAAUAAGGAUGGAAGCCAUGUAGUACUCUCAUGUCCAACUGCAGUACGUGAUUAUAACUCGUAUAUGAUAGGAGUGGACAAACACGACAUGCUUCGCCAGCUGUAUGGACUAAACAGAAAGGCUAAAAAAUGGUGGCAUCUAAUUUUUUUUGGGCUGUUUGACAUGGCAAUUGUAAAUUCAUUCAUUGUCUUUCAAGAAACAACCAGACCUGAGAUGAACUUUUUCAAUUACAGAAGAUCACUAGCACAAGGCUUGUUGACUAUCGGAAAGUGUGAACGUGCAGACAAAAGAGUCAAGAGAAGGAAGUUCAACUACUCAGUGCCAUCUUCAGUGAGACUUUCUAACACUGGCGUGCACUGGCCUGUGUUCGGCCACCCCAAAGGACGCUGCGAAGUUUGUGCUUCGGAAGGAAUUCAGUCACGUCCAACAUCGCAGUGUUCACAAUGUAAAAUCAAUCUCUGCUGCAAUACGUCCAAAAAUUGUUUUAUGCGUUAUCAUCAAUAAUGGCAAAAUCUCUGUGCAAAGUACAUAUAACAAAAAACCUGCUAGUUUUAUCUCAUUUAUUAGUCUUUUAUUGAUAAAAUUCAAGCUUGCUAUACAAAUAUACCGUAUAAAGAAACUCAUAUGUUAAGGAAAUGUUUUUUACAAUAAAUGAG
Messenger RNA from Hyalella azteca, 1667 nucleotides. Its product is annotated as piggyBac transposable element-derived protein 3-like. The transcript has a single exon. The record is from RefSeq and is a predicted model, not a curated record. Lineage: Eukaryota; Metazoa; Arthropoda; Malacostraca; Amphipoda; Hyalellidae. The annotation marks the transcript as partial.